This is a messenger RNA of Adineta ricciae, 2454 nucleotides long. The record is from the annotation of a GenBank genome assembly. NCBI's taxonomy places the organism in Eukaryota, Metazoa, Rotifera, Eurotatoria, Adinetida, Adinetidae.
AUGGCAGCAACAGCCGGAAAUCUGUUGGUUUCAAAGGAUUUCAAAAGUAGUUCAUAUCUUGAUCGCCUAUUACCAAAGCAUAGAAACGUCAAUAGAGCGUUAAGUUUCACACCACUCAGUUCAUCAAUUUUAGCCCCAAUGAAGAGAUUGAACAAAACAUUCGACGCUUCAUCGGACUCGGGCGAACAAAAUCGAAGUCCACGGAAUGAAUUGUAUAGGUUGCAAAAGCAAUCCUAUGAAAACGCCAAGAAACACAUUGCAUCCGAGUUGGAAUAUAUUCUCAAAGAUCCUUCAAUUGUGGUCGUUAGCGAUUGGCUCAAAGUGCGAGGAACACUACGGGACUGGACUAAGCUGUGGGCAGUUUUAAAACCAGGUUACAUGUUACUCUAUCGUAGUCCUAUAUCUAUGGACGGUGUUUGGGUUGGCACUAUUGUUCUCUCAUCGUGUGAAGUUAUUCAACGACCUUCGAAGAAAACAGGAUUCUGUUUUAAAAUUUGGCAUCCAUUAGAAAAAUCUAUCUGGACGCAGAAAGGUCCUAGAAAUGAGCAAUUUGGUGCCCUGACAUUUCCUCUACCAAUCAAUUACUUAAUUUGUCGAGCAUCAGACGAAGCCACGGGAUAUUGCUGGAUGGAUGGACUUGAAUUAACAAUGAAAUGUUCAAAAUUAUUGAAAAAGCCCUUUCUAACGUAUGAUGUUCCCCCUACGUCAACCACGAGCAAUUCUUCAAUCCUGUCUAAUGAAGACAGCAUACUUUCAAACAGCAACUCCUCCACAAAUGAUAUUAAUCUGUCUCGCACGAACCUUCUGGCAGACGAUGAUCGAAUGAGUGAAACCAGUGCUGAUAUGAGCAGAACUUCAAGAAGUGGCACCACUCAAUCGGAAAUGUCACAAGAUCGACCUAAUCCUCCCGAGGAAGAGAAAGCUAUAACGCCAUAUAUUCUUGCGCCUCCAGAGGAAAUGGGCGAACUUGGCAAUGCGGCCCAAACGGAAGAGGUAGCCGACGAAAACAAAUCGCUAAUAGUGCAUUUAUUAAAACAAGUUCGGCCAGGCAUGGAUUUAGCGAAAGUAGUUCUCCCAACAUUCAUACUAGAAUCUAGAUCAUUUCUGGAAAAACUUUCUGAUUAUUAUCACCACUGCGACAUUCUUGAAGAAACAGUCAAUUCACCUGAUCCGUUAGAACGGAUGAAAACAGUUGUAAAAUUUUACCUCUCAGGAUUUUAUAAGAAGCCAAAGGGCCUGAAAAAGCCCUACAAUCCUGUUCUAGGCGAAGUAUAUCGCUGUUAUUUUCAUCAUACAAAAAAUGAUAGUAAAACAUUUUAUAUCGCAGAACAGAUCUCUCAUCAUCCACCAAUUACAAGUUUUUAUGUGUCAAAUCGAAAGGAAGGAUUUUGUAUUCAAGGAAAUAUCUUAACAAGAUCCAAAUUCUAUGGUAAAUACUUAAUCGGUGACUUUAGUUUUCCAUUUCAACUAUUACCUAUAGGCAAUAGCUUGCAAGCAAUACUGGAUGGCUCAGCUCGAUUGACUCUACUGAACCGUGGAGAAGAUUAUAACAUUACUAUGCCGUAUGCGAACUGUAAAGGUAUCCUGAUCGGAAGGUUGACUAUGGAAUUAGGUGGCAAAGUAACAAUUACUUGUGAAAAAACUCGUUAUUCAGCUGAUAUUGAAUUCAAAUUAAAACCCUUUAUCGGUGGCCAAGAAUUAACUAACUUGGUUGAAGGAAAAAUCCGUCUGGAAGACGAUGUCCUCUAUACUUUUUCUGGUCAUUGGGACGAUGAAAUCAUCUUGAUCGAUAAAACCACACACAUGAAAAGUGUCUUGUGGAAAGUCACGCCAUCUGUGAUCAAUUCUCGUCUGAAACGAUAUGUCGUACCGAUCGAACAACAACAAGAGAAUGAAUCCGAAAGAUUAUGGCAACGUGUAACAUCAGCAAUUCGACAAAAUGAUCAAGUUUUAGCUACCGAAGAAAAGACGAUCAUUGAAAGUGAACAACGUAAACUGGUUAAAGAACGCAAGAUAACAGGAAUUGAAUGGCAUCCUUGUCUGUUCUCAAUGGAUGAAAAUAUCAGACAAUGGACAUACAAUCAUAUAGACACUCAUCCAUGGGAUUCACAUAAUGAUAUUUCCACGUACGAAACAAAUUUUAUGAUCUGCACGCAUACAUGUCAUCAUCGAGAUCCAAUGAUUGUUCAUGAACGUACCGUAUCGUUUCGCAAUACUCACAGUGAAUCAAUUCUAACCGAUCGGAAAGCAUCAUUUAGUGAAGAUAUAACAUCGAUAUUGAAAAGUAUUGAAACAAAUCUGAUGCAUACAAGUGAACGAAUUGACUUUCAUGAGCGACAAAUUUGUCAAUUACAAACACAACAAUCAAUACGUUAUCCUUCGUUUUACCUCAUUCAUUUUCUUCUUCUUAUUUUUGUUGCAUUCAUUUUAAAAUAUUUAUUUCGUUCAAGUUAA